CGUCGUGCGUGUGUGCGCCUUCACUGUUCGAUGAGUCUAUUUAACCUGCGCUCAUUUCGCCAAUUGCAUCCUUUCUCUUUCUCUCUCUCUCUCUCUCUCUCUCUCUCUCUCUCUCUCUCAACUCGCCAACGACUUUACAUAGUCCGGUUUUAUCAGUUUGAGCAGCGAGGAUCGCCACUGCAACUUCCUCUGUAGGGGACUGAUGAAAAUUUUCAGCAGUAUAUUCACCUCGUCUGUCAUUCUGAUCGCAGCUCGGGGUUUGUGCUCCUGUCCUUGGUGCUGAAACAGCUUCAGCUCGGCUUUUACACUAGAGCACCAUAUUAUAGUUACACUUUACUGUAGCUUUAUCGCAGUAGUGUGUAUUACCGCAGGGGUUCUUCACAAUUAUUUAUUUCAAAAUGAUCUUACAAACAAUUUAAAGUCACCGUCGGUAAUAAUUAUUAUUAUUUUUAUUAUUUAUGCACAUUUAAAACUUUUAGCAGGAUUCAGAAUAUCAAUUACAAAUUAGCCUGAUUUAUUUUGUUUAUUUUUGUAUCAUCGGGGUUUCUUUAAAAGAGAGAGCGAGAGAGAGAGAGAGAGAGAGAGAGAGAGAGAGAGAGAGAGAGAGAGAGAGAGAAGAGGAAGAAGAAGAAUUGGAGAUUGUUUCCAACUUCAAACAUCCUGAAGAAAGAAGAAACUUUCUCAGACAUUGGAUGAAUAUCUCCGAAGCUCUGUUGGAUGUUCCUACUGGAUAGGCUGUGAUUGUCGCAUUUUUGUGAGUCGAACUUGGCCGAACCCAAAUGAGAGUUUGAAAGCUCUGGCCCGGGAGGAAACGCUCUUUUUUCCCCGAUGGAGGCGUCCACCCACGGCUCGUGCUCCGGCUCCGGCUUUGGCAUCGACUCUCUGCUGUCCCACAGACCCGGAAGUCCGGUGGUGGUCGUCGCCAAGGGUAACGGCAGCUUGGAAGGAGAAUGCAGGUCUCCGCCGGAGUUUAGCGCCGCGUCGGACGCGGACAGUGUGUGCUCGAGCCCGCCGUCGCCGAGGCGCGAGGAGCACGAGGAAGACGAGGAGCGCGAGGCGCACGAGCAGAGGCGAGGCCGCGCGCUCGCGCUGCCGUCCCACACGCACCACGGCCCGGUGUCCGCUGCACCCCAGCCGCGCACCGUCACCUCCUCCUUCCUGAUCAGAGACAUCCUGGCCGACUGUAAACCGCUGGCCGCGUGCGCGCCGUAUUCCAGCAACGGGCAACCGACACACGAGGCGAGCAGGUUAGCGUCUAAAGUGGCGGACGAGUUCAUCGAGAAAAUCCACAGCAACUCGUCUUCAGACGGAGAAUACAACAAAGUGAAAGAAGAAGGAGACAGAGAGAUUUCCAGCAGCAGAGACAGCCCCCAGGUGCGACUGAAGAAGCCACGGAAAGCGCGCACCGCCUUCACCGACCACCAGCUCGCGCAGCUCGAGCGCAGCUUUGAGCGCCAGAAGUACCUGAGCGUGCAGGACCGCAUGGAGCUCGCGGCCUCUCUCAACCUCACCGACACGCAGGUGAAGACCUGGUACCAAAACAGGAGAACGAAAUGGAAGAGGCAGACGGCGGUGGGACUGGAACUCUUAGCGGAAGCCGGGAACUACUCGGCCCUACAGAGGAUGUUUCCGUCGCCGUAUUUCUACCCGCAAGGUCUGGUGUCGGGUCUGGACCCCGGAGCAGCCGCGCUGUCCUACCUGUGCCGGGGCGCCGGAGCUCCUCCCCCAUCUGCUCCCGCGGCUCUACAGCGGCCCCCGCUCGUACCGCGGAUUCUCCUGCACGGACUGCAGGGCGGACACGAGCAUCCGCCGCCUCUCCCCCCGCUUCCCGGGGUGGUACUGCCCAGACCCACCCCACCACGAUGAGCUCUCCCGGCUCGGACUUUUCUCUUAAGACCAUAGACUGGACACUUGGUCUAUACUUAUUAAGACACACACACGCGCGCACACACACACACACACACACACCUGGCAGCUCUGGACUUCAACCUUACUGUUGACUAAAGGAUCGAGAAUAUAUAAUAUAUCAUAAAGUCAAUAUAUAUGCUUCUUAAAUGAAGAAGCAAACGCUAAGUCGAUGAUAUUGUUACUGCUAUUAGUCAUAAUUUAAUGUAAUUAUUUAUGCCCCUUUUUGUAUUUAACUUAUAUAUUUAUAUAGGAUUAUUAUUUGCUAUAAUUUAUGUUCAGAAAAAAAAUAAAUGUUUCAGAAAUAUUUCUAAAGGACGCAAUAAUAACAAAAAAGA
Ictalurus punctatus (channel catfish) is the source of this 2243-nucleotide messenger RNA. RefSeq names its product BarH-like homeobox 1b (gene barhl1b). The record is from RefSeq and is a predicted model, not a curated record. Gene Ontology annotation, biological process: regulation of DNA-templated transcription. Lineage: Eukaryota; Metazoa; Chordata; Actinopteri; Siluriformes; Ictaluridae. Bases 829 to 1866 code for a protein of 345 amino acids. Gene Ontology annotation, molecular function: DNA binding; DNA-binding transcription factor activity, RNA polymerase II-specific. The transcript has 3 exons.